Messenger RNA from Nothoprocta perdicaria, 8222 nucleotides. RefSeq names its product ATPase sarcoplasmic/endoplasmic reticulum Ca2+ transporting 3 (gene ATP2A3). Gene Ontology annotation, molecular function: P-type calcium transporter activity; ATP binding; ATP hydrolysis activity. The record is from RefSeq and is a predicted model, not a curated record. The transcript is spliced from 22 exons. The coding region runs from base 31 to 3162 and encodes 1043 amino acids. Gene Ontology annotation, cellular component: membrane. Lineage: Eukaryota; Metazoa; Chordata; Aves; Tinamiformes; Tinamidae. Gene Ontology annotation, biological process: calcium ion transmembrane transport; intracellular calcium ion homeostasis.
CCGGGCCCGCUCCCCCGGCCAGCAGCGGGCAUGGAGGCGGCGCACAGCGUGCCGGUGCUCGACGUCCUGCGCCGCUUCGGCGUGGCCGAGAGCUGCGGGCUGAGCGCCGAGCAGGUCCGCCGCAGCCGGGACAAGUACGGCCUCAACGAGCUCCCCGCAGAGGAAGGAAAGUCCCUGUGGGAGCUGGUGCUGGAGCAGUUUAAAGAACUCCUCGUCCGCAUCCUUCUGGUGGCAGCUUUCCUCUCAUUUUUCCUGGCAUGGUUCGAGGAAGGCGAGGAGACCACGACAGCAUUCGUGGAGCCCGUCGUCAUCAUCAUGAUCCUGAUGGCCAACGCCAUGGUGGGCGUCUGGCAGGAGAGGAACGCCGAGAGCGCCAUCGAAGCCUUGAAGGAAUACGAGCCGGAGAUGGGAAAGGUGAUCCGUGCCGACAGGAGCGGCGUGCAGAGGAUCCGCGCCCGCGAUAUCGUUCCUGGGGACAUUGUGGAGGUGGCAGUUGGUGACAAGGUGCCAGCCGACAUCCGGAUCAUUGAAAUCAGGUCCACGACGCUGCGGGUCGACCAGUCCAUCCUCACAGGGGAGUCCGUGUCGGUGAUUAAACAUACUGACCCCAUCCCUGACCCUCGAGCCGUCAACCAGGACAAGAAGAACAUGCUCUUCUCCGGUACCAACAUCGCAGCAGGGAAGGCUGUUGGCAUUGUCAUUGCUACCGGAGUCUACACUGAGAUUGGGAAGAUCAGAAACCAGAUGAUUGAAACGGAGCCCGAGAAGACCCCCUUGCAGCAGAAGCUGGAUGAGUUCAGCCAGCAGCUCUCCAAGGUCAUUUUCCUGGUCUGCAUAGCUGUGUGGGUCAUCAACAUCAGCCACUUCAGCGACCCCGUCCACGGCGGCUCCUGGUUUCGGGGCGCCAUCUAUUACUUUAAGAUUUCGGUGGCCCUGGCAGUGGCUGCCAUUCCGGAGGGCCUCCCCGCGGUCAUCACCACGUGCCUGGCACUGGGCACGCGCCGCAUGGCCAAGAAAAACGCCAUCGUGAGGAGCCUGCCCUCCGUGGAAACCCUGGGCUGCACCUCCGUCAUCUGCUCCGACAAGACAGGCACCCUCACCACCAACCAGAUGUCCGUGUGCCGGAUGUUCAUCAUGGAGAAAGUGAAGGGCUCCGAGUGCAGCUUGCACGAGUUCAGCAUCACGGGCUCCACCUAUGCUCCCGAGGGAGAGAUCCUCAAGGACGAGAAGCGCGUGGAGUGCGGGCAGUAUGACGGGCUGGUGGAGCUGGCCACCAUCUGCGCCCUCUGCAACGACUCCUCGCUGGAUUACAACGAGACAAAAAAAGUCUACGAGAAGGUGGGAGAAGCCACAGAGACGGCCCUGACAUGCCUGGUGGAGAAGAUGAAUGUCUUCAACACGGACACCAGCAAGCUGUCCAAGGUGGAGCGAGCCAAUGCCUGCAACAGGGUGAUCAAGCAGCUGAUGAAGAAGGAGUGCACCCUGGAGUUCUCCCGCGACCGCAAGUCCAUGUCCGUGUACUGCACCCCCAUCGGCACCAGCCACAACUCCGCCGGCCCCAAGAUGUUCGUCAAGGGUGCCCCGGAAAGUGUGAUCGAGCGCUGCAGCUACGUGCGCGUGGGCACGGCCAGGGUCCCGCUGGCCGCCUCCGUCCGGGAGAAGAUCAUGUCCCGAGUCCGCGACUGGGGCAUGGGCAUGGACACGCUGCGCUGCCUGGCCCUGGCCACCAAUGACAACCCUGUCCAGAAGGAAUCCAUGGAGCUGGAUGACUCCACCAAGUUCGUCUGCUACGAGGACAGCCUGACCUUCGUGGGCUGCGUGGGGAUGCUGGAUCCCCCCCGCAAGGAGGUGACCUCAUCCAUCGAGAUGUGUCGCAAAGCCGGCAUCCGCGUCAUCAUGAUCACGGGGGACAACAAGGGCACGGCUGUGGCCAUCUGCCGGAGGAUCGGCAUCUUCUCGGAGAACGAGGACGUGACGGACAAGGCCUACACGGGCCGGGAGUUCGAUGACCUGUCCCCGGAGGCCCAGCGGCAGGCCUGCCGCACGGCCCGCUGCUUCGCCCGCGUCGAGCCCGCGCACAAGUCCAAGAUCGUCGAGUACCUCCAGUCCUUCAGCGAGAUCACAGCGAUGACCGGCGACGGCGUGAAUGACGCGCCUGCCCUCAAGAGGGCCGAGAUCGGCAUUGCGAUGGGCUCCGGCACCGCCGUGGCCAAGUCAGCGGCCGAGAUGGUGCUCUCCGAUGACAACUUCUCCACCAUCGUGUCUGCUGUUGAGGAGGGCAGAGCCAUUUACAACAACAUGAAGCAGUUCAUCCGCUAUCUCAUCUCCUCAAACGUUGGAGAGGUGGUUUGUAUCUUCCUGACAGCGAUCCUGGGCUUGCCCGAGGCCCUCAUCCCAGUGCAGCUGCUGUGGGUCAACCUGGUGACGGAUGGGCUGCCGGCCACCGCGCUGGGCUUCAACCCUCCUGACCUCGACAUCAUGGACAAGCUGCCCCGCAACCCCAAGGAGCCUCUCAUCAGCGGCUGGCUCUUCUUCCGCUAUCUGGCCAUCGGAGUGUAUGUUGGCCUGGCGACGGUGGGGGCAGCAACCUGGUGGUUCUUGUAUGAUGCUGAAGGACCACAAGUCUCCUUUUAUCAACUGAGGAACUUCAUGAGGUGCACAGAGGACAACCCAAUCUUUGAAGGAGUUGACUGUGAAAUCUUCGAGUCUCGAUACCCAACCACUAUGGCUCUGUCUGUGCUGGUGACAAUCGAAAUGUGCAACGCUCUGAACAGCGUGUCUGAGAACCAGUCGCUGCUACGGAUGCCCCCGUGGCUCAACAUCUGGCUGCUGGGGGCAAUUGUCAUGUCCAUGGCCCUGCACUUCCUCAUCCUCUACGUCAAGCCCAUGCCUCUCAUCUUCCAAGUAACCCCCCUGAGCUGGCCACAGUGGGUGGUUGUACUGAAAAUUUCCCUGCCUGUUAUCCUGCUCGAUGAAGGACUCAAGUACCUUUCCCGCAACCACUUGGACGGAAUUCUGAGGACAGUAGGAAACACGUGGAGUGGGGAGCACCGUUUGAAAACCUGCAGGACUCCAGAGCAAACAGGGAGAAGAGGACAAGAAAUGAAUGACACAAAGGAAACUCUCCUAAAUAAAGGAAGCCUAACUUGUAACUCGGACUGAAGCCUUGCAUGUUGACCAUCACUAGAAGCCAGCAGGACAUGCAUGUGUCCGACUAUCCGACAAAUGCGGGUGAAUUGUCGAAAAGAGAAAUACUUAUUUUGUUUUGUUUCGUAGCUUUCUUCUUCCUGUACAUAACAGUGCAAUUACUGGACAGCUGAAGUAUGGUUUGGGAAUGGACCUAUAUGUAACUGAAUCAUUAUAACCCCUUUUUAAAAUUUUCACCCUGACAGAUGAGCUGAGACAAGACGUCCUUCACAGGUGAUCAACAGGGGAGCCUGGUUUUUAAAGCAAGACUGUGAAAAGUGGAUGGGAGGAUGCUCUCCUGAGCUGGGCAAGAUGACACCAGGACAGCUCUCAGCUAGGAAGGGCUAGGAUCCAUGCCAGGGAGGAAACAAGGAGGGACACGUGGCAGGAGCAGAUCGCGGCCUCUGAGCUGCGCUGGUGUCCGCAGGGGCAUCGCGUGCAGGUGCAGUGCUAGGGUAGCUGUGUUGCCUGGGCGCUUCGGCAGCACCUCUGUAGGUGGUAUCAAGGCUUAGUGCCCAAAUUCUGGGCAUCUCCCAGUGUGGUAGAUCUUGUGGGUGUGUAUUUAUAGGUAGCGAUUGCGUGUGCAUACAUGUGUGUGAUGGCUGCUGAAAAUCUCCCUGUUUAUCAUGUUUUUCUUCCUCCUUCUUGGGGAAAACCUUGCACCUUCUGAGGCUCCCUAGAUACCAAGCGUGACUUAGUCUUUUCUCCUCCACAGACCAUCUUAUUAGAUCUCCUGCACUAUUUAAGCUGUAGCCAUUUUCUUUGUAAAGCCAACCAUUUAAACACAACCUGGGAAUGAACAACUUUGGAUUCCUCACACCUACUGCUUGUUUCUAGUCACGCUCCCUUUACUAAGUUGAGUUUUUCAAUAUUUCCCUGGCAGGAGUUAUGGACAGAGCUUAAGCCUUUGGUCUUUGGUCUAGCAUCUGUCCAUUAGUUUGUGUUCUCUGGGAGGACAACACUGUCUUGCACAAGACAUCCUUGACAUCAGCGGUUUGCUGUCAGGAUGGGAAUGAAUGUAUGCUUGUAUGUAAUACACUCCUCUGUCUUUCAUGGAAUUCCUUUUUACGAGACACCAGCUGUAUUUCAAAUUCUUGGGAUGUUUCUGCAGCAGAAAUGAGGCAGUCUGCAAGUGUGUGUGUGUGGAUGUGUGUGGAUCAGGAAUGGAUUUGGGGAUCCGGUAUGUUGACCUUUCUCCCUCGGGUAGCAUCAGCUGAGAAUAUGUUUCUAAGUGAUUUCUUUCCCAGCUCUUCAAAUGCUCCCUCCUCUUUUCCUCCCUUUUCCCCAUGAUCCCAUCCCAGUAAUACUCAGCUAGCUGGACAUCAUGCCUUUCCUUUCUUAUAAAUUCCAGCCUGGAGUACCCAAUGGCACUAAGCCAGGCUGUUUGGGUAGCAUUUUGAUCCUUUCCUAUUUGUUUUUUUAUUUCACUUUUGCCUCAUAAAAACUCCUAGUGCUAAUCUUCUGUAUAGUAUGUGCCAAAAAUCAUCCUUCCUUUCUUUUCUCCAUCACCAGCAUUGAAAAAGAUGAGUAGAGCCCCCAGACCAAUGGGAAUGUACAGAAUUGUUAUACUACUGAGCUGAUUUAAUGUACAGAAAACCUUGCAUGGAAUGUUGUAACUGUAUUUAAUAUAUAAUGUAUUCAAGGAAUUUUAAUAUGGAGCUCUUUAAAAGAAAAAAGUCUUUAUAGAUAUUCUGUGGUUACAGGAAGGUUGUUGCUGAUCUUUUUUUUAAAUAUUAUACUUUGUCUUGAAGAAGUUUUAUUUUUCAAACAGUUUUAUGUCUGAUUGAUUUAAUUGGUGAUCUGAUGGAAUGGUUAUUUCCUCUUUAAAGGCUGUUUUCACCAUGGAUGAAACUUGCCCUGGAGCAGAAGACCAGGGCAUGACCCAGGUACUGCUUCAGCCUUCAACAUAAGGCUUCAGUGAGUCCCGUACCAAAAGUAUAUGUGGUUGCCCUUCCCCCAAAGGGUGGAUUUUGCCUUUUUUUUUUAGUACAGAUCGUCUCCAGCUCUCUGUGCAGGAAAAUAACUAGUAGGAAUUUAAUCCAGGGCUGAAUCCAACCUCCCUCAGCUGGAUUCAGUAUCAACCCAGUGAUUUCAGAACAGUUUGCUUCAAUGUGUCCUGGAGGCUGAAAAUCCAGGAACCACCGAUGGUGGCUGGACCUGCUUCAGGGAAUCCCAGCACCGUUCCAUGUUGCUCCGUGCCGUGGAGUCCGACUGGGCAUUUCGGCUGCCUUGUGGCCUCUCCCUGGGCACCAUUGCCGUGGUCGGUCCCUCGUUUGGUCCCUCUGUGCCAAGUGGCACCAUCAGGAUGGUGCCGCUUCCCCUCAGCUGAACGUCUGCUGCAUGAUUGUUAAUGUUAUCCAGAUACAUGUGCAGUUUCCUUAUGUGAAAGUCUCUAUAAUGUGUAACGAAUAGUGAUGACAGUUCUGUAACACAAGGAGAUUUAAAAAAACACAUAUAUUUUUCAGGCACAUAGAAAUCAUGACUUUUUACGUUACUAUUAAAUUCCUGCUGGUAUUUUUUCCUAGUCUCAUUUGACACCAGAGAGAUAGGGGUGGUUGUACCAAACAUCCUGAACCCUCUGUCAGAAAAGCUUUUUAAAGAGAGAUACGUUUGUUAUUUUGCUGUUAGCAGAGCUGCCACACUGCUCUGUUCGGCCCUGUUCUUGCAAUCCUUUGGUACAGUUGGGAGUUACCGAUACCAAGCCACCGAGGGCCAGAGAUCAGAGCCACGUCUCAGCCAAAGGCCUGUGCUUUCCAGCAGCAGCAGAUUUGUAUUUGCCUUUUUAUUGUGAGUCUCCAGGUCACUUUAAAAAAUUGAUGACAAGUCCAUGAACCCUGCACUAAGGAUACCUGGAAGAGGCAUCUCUCUUGCUAAGAGGGACCAUUUUUUACACAUCUGUGUUUCUUAAGGGUAGGGACACAUCCUUUUUUUUCCCCCCUCUGUUCUUUAGUUGCUAGUCCCUUCGUUGGUUGAGAAAGAUAGAUUUCACUCUGCUUUUUAAGUACAGAGGCUCAUAGAUGAAAUAUUUUAAUAAAAUAGAAAAAUAUCCUUAGGCUUAGUUGUUUUUUCUGUUAUGCUUUGGCGAAGGGUCAGGAUACAUCACAGAGCAGGUAUUUAUUACGUGUAUGUCACCUGCAGCGGGCUGGGCCCUUGCACGUGCUCGAGCGUGUUCUUCUGCAGACACGGAGGUAAAAGAUGCGAGACGGUCGGUUUUGGGUCAGGUCUCACAUCCACCGAAGUGUUUGGUUGUGUGCAAUAGACUGGAGGUGGACACUGGGGUAGCUGUUUCACCCAAAAGCCUGUUACAAAAGGCAGCCUAGGGGGAAAGCUGCUAGAAUCUUUGUGAUAACAGAGCUUAAGGAUCUCUUUAUUUUUGUUCUGCUACCUGGCGUAGGCAGAGUCCUUCAAAAAAAAACCUCAGUGUCUUUCCAGCAAUGCUUUUACCAUCGGCGGGCCGUUCUGCAGAUCUUCCUAGGCCAAGGGAAGCAGCUGUGCCCAAUGCGUCGCGGAGGAAGCGCCGAGGGGGCAGCACGGGCUUCUCAGUGAGCACUUUAAAUCCCCUUCACAGGGGCCAGUCACCACGUUGGGUUGCGCUGGUAAAUUAAAGGUAGGAGGCCAAGGUCGCUCGUCCCUUGAGCAAGCACCAACUGUGAGCGUUGGGCAACAGCUUUGAGAACUCCCCUGUGCUCUUUCAGGAUGUUGUAUCAUUGCGGCCAGUUGUGGAAUGAGCUCUUCCAUCUGAGGCACAGAAUCCUAUCAGGAGGUACGUUAGAAAUGUAAUAAGGCAGCUGUUACUUGAAGGAACUGAGAGGAAAGAGAGGAACUGAGAAGUACUGCAUCUUACAUUUUAUUUCUAUCCGGUAAUUUCUUUGCUGCUCCAAAUAGGGUUCGAGGUCUUGAUGUUGAAUCUGUGAGUGUUUUUCAUUUGUGCCUUGGAGACUUUGACACUGCUCUGGUGUUUUUCAUGUGUUUCCUCGACUCUGCUCCACUAAGGUUGGGUGGUACCUUUAGAUUUUAGAGAAGUCAGAAGUUGGAUGCAUGGACUUUGUUGGAGGGCUUGAGGACCUUCAUUCUUGUAGCAGAAAUACAUCUGGAAGCCCCAUGAGAAAUGAAGGGUGGGAGGUUAAACUAGAGUGUGUGCUAUGAGUGUGCAGCAGAAGUAGCAGGAGGAGCAAUUGGACCAUUUAGAAGCAGUUUUUGGUCCCUCUUUUGUACACCAGCUCAGUGGUGCUGCUUUUCAGUCAGAGUCUUGUUCUACAAGCACUCAAAUGAAUGUGCCUGCAGUUCAGCCUAGUGGCUGUUCCCAGUGGUGACACUUGUUCCAGGCGGUGCAGUGACCAGGGUAUCACGUUGUUUUGUGGUUCUCCUGAAACCUCACGCACAGGAGUUGCCCAAAUCUGCUCGGAACUUUUGUUGGGAUUUUGUUCCUUUUGUUUGUUCUGGAGUGGCCAUCACCUCUCAUGAAGGAAGCUGGAGAUCCCAGCUGAGCAAUUGGAAGUGAUGCCUCCUGCCCUCUGCCCUGCGGGUGGGGGGCUCCUGCGUGCCCCAGUUGCCCAACUGGUGGCACUGGCUGCUGUCCGUGGUCCUGCUGGCAAGGCCACAAGUUCCCAAGGGUGCCGGCUCGCCACCCGUGCCAGGCUGUUCCCGGGUAUCCCCGCUCCCUCCACAUGGGCUUUUGCCCCCUUCCAGUGACCCUUCCCUGGCUGUGCGUGGCCUGGCAGGAGGAGAGCGCCCUACCAUGUGGCAUCCCCGCUUCUCGGUGCGUAUCCAGGCGGGCACGGAGUGCCUCACGCUUCGGUAGAGCUGGUUUUGCAGGAAGGAAAGAGCUGCGCUCCAUGGGAGAUCCAGCAGCAGCCUCCACGGGGCACUGCUGGGUUUAGGCUCCGCAGGACCGGAGCGGACAAGGAGGACACAGGGCAGGUUGUGCUCCUUGGAGCCUUCCCUUUCGGUGCCGUUCAGCUUUCGGAAAGGACAGGGUGUUAGCGAGGCUGGAUGUCCCGAUGUGAACCGGGAGCCAUGGAGGCAUCUGUAGAGCA